CCGGGCUCCAGUCGCUGGUCUUCAGCGCAUGAAGUUCCCACUCCAUAGCCCCAGACCUCUGAGAUCUUCUGGAAUAUUCUUAACCUGCUCUAGGGCUGAACUUUGGAAAAUGUUUGUCGUCGUGAUCCUAUGCUUCUGUCCGAUCUUAUUUUCGUCUGGACAGGAGUGCUCCACCCGUGCUGAGCUGCAGAGCUCUCUGAAGCAGGUCCACAAGCUGCUCUCCGCCCACGAGGCGUCCUACACCCAGAGCUUGCGUGCCCUCCGCAAGAAAAUCAACCUGCUGCAGCAGACCACCGCCAAGCACGCCUCCCGGACCACCAACAGUUCCUGUCCAAAGCUGGACGUCCCGGUCAACGGCCGGAGGCUGGGCAAGGCCCAGGCGGUGGGCCACGAGGUCCACUUCACCUGCGACCCUGGGUACACCCUGGGGGGCCCGGAGACACGGGUCUGCCAGGAGAACCUGACCUGGAGCGGCCAGGGGGCCGUCUGCCGAGACGUCAACGAGUGUGCGUCGUCCCCCUGCCUCAACGGAGGGUCUUGCUCGGAUGAGGUGAACCAGUUUUCGUGCACGUGUGCCAAAGGCUGGACCGGAGUGUCCUGCCAGAACGCGGCUCCGUCAUUCGUCAGCUCCGUGACGAACGUGACCGCGGGCUCCUCCCCCACCGCCGCUGCUGCUGCCCCCUCUCUGCCGGCUGACGCCAGUGCGGCGCAUACGCGUCCGUCACGCUGCACCCAGGUCCAGGGGACCACCCACUGCACCUGCGAGCCGGGGUACACCAUCUCUGGGCGGGACAGCACCACCUGCACAGAUAUUGAUGAGUGUGAGGUGUUCCAUAACGGGCAGGCGGGAAGGAUCUGUCACCACGCCUGCAUCAACACACCUGGAGGCUACCGCUGCGUCUGUCCCGCCGGCUACGAGCUGACGCGCGACGGACGCAGCUGCAAAGACAUGGACGAGUGUGCCAUCAGGCAGAACAACUGCACCAGGGAGCAGGUGUGUGUGAACACGUACGGAGGUUUCCAGUGCGUCCGCGUGGAGUGUCCUCGCAUGCGCAAUGCCACCUACGUCAAAACUGCCCCGAUGCGCUGCGAGCGGAACCCGUGUCCCGUGGACAACAAGGCGUGUCCCCUGGCGCCCAACUCCUUCUCCUACCACUUCCUGUCCGUGGUGUCCAACCUGUCGGCGCCGCGCGUCAUGUUCCGCGUGUCGGCCAUGAGGCCCAUGGGCGACGCCCUACGCUUCUCCCUGCUGGGGGGCAAACUGGCCCGCCGCCACUUCACCGUGCAGCGGUCGGACCGCCAGACGGGUCAGCUGAUGCUGGUCACGCCACUGGCCGGUCCCGUCACCAUGGAGGCGGAGAUGGAGAUGACGGAGCUGGAGAGACGCGUGGUGCUGGGCCGAUACAUCACCAGGGUGACCGUGUUCGUGUCCCAGUACGACUUCUAGGAGGAGGUAGGGGAGGAGGGGGAGGUGGGGGAGGAGGAGGAGUUGGUGGUGGGGGAGGAUGAGGAGGUGGAGGAGGAGGGGGAGGAAGAGGUGGGGAGGUUGAGGAGUAGGAGGUACCAUGGGGGGAUAGAUUGACUCCACCACAGAUUGUUAAUCAUGUUACAUGAAAUUCCAAAAGUGAAUACCAAUAAUUGCAAAUGGAAAUUUCUGAAAUAAUACCUCUAGAAUGAUAUUUAUAAAGGCAGAAAAUUAGCAAGCAACCAGCUGUCAAUAUUCUAUAAUUGUAUUGUAGAUCAAUAGAUGGAUACAUUAACAGUGAAAAGACGACCAAGAUGGCGGAUUUGAGCGUGCACACAUCAUGUGAAACACCUCCAGCAAAAGUUUUUUUCCUAAUAGUGAAUGGACCCUCGAAAGCUGAUGAGCCACAGAAUACGGGCCUUGGUGAUUAGUUCCCCACACGAUAAUGUCCAGUGAUUUAGGAAGCAUUAAUGAGAUCCUAAUGUGUUGUGAUGUAGACCCAUAGGAAACAGGACAUAGCUUCUAAUGUCUCAAAAUAUAGACCAAUAGGAAACAGGACAUAGCUUCUAAUGUCUCAAAAUAUAGACCAAUAGGAAACAAGACAUUCUUAUGUCUCGAGAUAUAGACCAAUAGACAGCAGGACAUAACUUCUUAUGUCUCGAGAUAUACAGUAGAUCAAUAGGAAGCAAAACUUCUUCUUGCAAACCAACGAUGAAAAGAUGGCAGCUGUUCGCUGUGACAUAGAGAGCAUGAAGGAUAAAUUGUUCAUGUAAGUAGAUAAGUUAGUAACUGAACAUGUCCUGUGUUACUUUAACCUGUCAGGUAUAAACAUAAAUAGGUUAGGUGAAGUAACAUGCACUAAAUGGCUUUAGUUGGAAGUUUACAGUUACAAAAUAAAGCAGAGGAAAUAUAUAUACCAGCCAGUAUCUGACAAUAUUUAAGUGAUUAAGACUGUAUAUUUGAUAUUGAUGUGCAACAAUUUUCUACUCUUCCUUGCAGUCCGACUUUAAA
Molecule: messenger RNA, 2476 nt
Organism: Gadus chalcogrammus (walleye pollock)
Lineage: Eukaryota; Metazoa; Chordata; Actinopteri; Gadiformes; Gadidae
Product: fibulin-7
Exons: 8
Coding region: 29-1447 (472 amino acids)
Molecular function (GO): calcium ion binding
Source: RefSeq, a predicted model, not a curated record